AGUAUUCAAACACUGCUGAUGCCCCUAACAUUAUUGUUCUAACAAUUUUAAGUUCUCUUUCUCAAUUCUGACGAGUGUUUUAUCGACUCGUGGCCUUUUCAACAGUCUUCUUUAUAAAGCCAUAUAAUGCGGGCGUCUGAAAACAUUCUAACACUAAUACACCUUUUGACACACUGAAAAAUGCAGAGACAACCAACUUACGAGCUCAUCAUCUGGACUUUGGUUACCUUUUCAUCUCUCUUGUGCCAAGGGUGGGCAGCCAAGUGCGCCGCUAGGGAUCAUGCUCCGACUGUGCAACAAACGAAGAUAGGAACGGGAAAUCCUCCAAAAUUCAUGGUGGAAGUGCGCAAUAACUGUCCGAUGUGCCCGAUUAUUAACGUCCAUUUGAAGUGUGGGAACUUUCCUCAAGCUCUAGUCAAUCCGAGGCUACUCAAAGUUGUUGCCUUCGAUGAUUGUGUCGUCAACGGAGCGUUGCCAUUGCAGCCUCUCCAAAAGCUCUCCUUCAACUAUACUCACAGCAAGUACUUGUUGCGCCCCAGCAUUUGGUACUUCCAGUGCGAGUAAAAUAAUCAGACCAUGCUGCUGUUUCUGCCCAGCUAGCUUACAGCAUUGCAUUGGACUUUGUCUACAAAUAUAGUUUUCAAGUCCUUUAUUUUAUUUUAUUUUCUUCAAGAUGAUUCACUGAUCCAUCAGUUGACCAAAAUGCAAACAGAAAUAUGAUUUCUAUUUGUGAGUGUGAACAGCUAGCUAUUGUCCUUAAAA
Molecule: messenger RNA, 762 nt
Organism: Morus notabilis
Lineage: Eukaryota; Viridiplantae; Streptophyta; Magnoliopsida; Rosales; Moraceae
Exons: 2
Coding region: 181-564 (127 amino acids)
Biological process (GO): cell fate determination
Source: RefSeq, a predicted model, not a curated record